AGAAGACGAAGAGGUUUUUCGCCCCUGACUGAACGGGUUUAUUUUUCUUAUUGAGAAACACCAUUUAGACCUCAUAGUAAGACCUUAUAAUGGAAUCAGCAGGGAUGCGACCGUGUUCUUCUAGAAAACCUCCACACACUCCUGGUCCCACUGACUCACAGCUUUGUGGGGAUGUGCAGACAGAAAAAUAUACGUCUUCAGAUGGAGGGACAUCAGGCUCUGUAGAACGCAUCACCUGUGUGAACCUUCAGAAACAUGUAAAAAAGGAAGAAACUGUAGAUGAAGAAUACUUCUGUGAAGCAACACCAGUCUCUGUGGGACACAUCACACCUGUGGACCUACAGAAUCAUGUGAAAAAGGAAGAACCUGAAGAUAAAGACUAUCUCUAUGCUGGGACAUCAAACUCUGUGGAAGAUGUAGACCAAAAUAAUGUAGGAUUUGAAAGGAAUCAUAUAAAAGAGGAAGACUCUGAAGAUGAAGACCAUCUACAUACAAGGACAGACUGGGACAUGGAUGAUGCCCAGGUACAAGUCUUCUCCUGCUCGUGGUGUUCACUUUCCUAUACAUCUCAAAUUAACUUCCACAAACACAUCAGAAGAUACCACUAUGAGGAGUAUGAGAGACUGCUGCAAUCAGGAGAAUUAAAAGACAUGAACCAGAUCACUGCAAUAAGCUCCAGUAUUCAGCAAACAGUCUCUGUUACACUCAACAGUAACUCCUCUAAUAAACAAAUGCAGAAAGAAGUCUAUCCCUGCUCACAGUGUGGGAAGAGUUUUACUAACCGGCGUCAUCUUGGACAACACCAGCACAUUCACACUGGAGAAAAGCCCCAUCACUGCUCAGCGUGUGGGAAGAGUUUUAUUCGACAGAGUAAUCUGCAAAGACACCAGCGCAUUCACACAGGAGAAAAGCCGUAUCACUGCUCAGAAUGUGGGAAGAGCUUUAUUCAACAGAAUAAUCUACAAGAACACCAGCUCAUUCACACAGGAGAAAAGCCGUAUCACUGCUCAGAGUGUGGGAAGAGUUUUGGUCGACAGAGUGACCUACUAAUCCAUGAGCGCAUUCACACAGGAGAAAAGCCAUAUCAUUGCUUGGAGUGUGAGAAGAGCUUUAAUCGACUGAGUAAUCUACAAACACACCAGCGCAUUCACACAGGAGAAAAGCCGUAUCACUGCUCAGAGUGUGGGAAGAGUUUUAUUCGACAGAGUGACCUACUAAUACACCAGCGCAUUCACACAGGAGAAAAACCAUAUCAUUGCUCAGAGUGUGGGAAGAGUUUUAAUCACCAGGGUAAUCUACAAAAACACCGGCGCAUUCACACAGGAGAAAAGCCGUAUCACUGCUCAGAGUGUGGGAAGAGUUUUAUUCGACAGAGUGACCUACUAAUACACCAGCGCAUUCACACAGGAGAAAAGCCAUAUCAUUGCUCAGAGUGUGGGAAGAGCUUUAAUCACCAGAGUAAUCUACAAAAACACCAGCGCAUUCACACAGGACAAAAGCUAUAUAACUGCUCAGAAUGUGAGAAGAGUUUUUCCCAAAAAAGAAGUCUUCAGCAACACCAACGCAUUCACUAUGGAGAAAAAUUGUACAAGUGCUCAUACUGUAGGAAGAUGUUUACAAAUAAAGAUUAUCUCAAAGUAAAACCUCCACACACUCCUGGUCCCACUGACUCACAGGCAGAAAAAUAUACGUCUUCAGAUGGAGGGACAUCAGGCUCUGUAGAACACAUCACCUGUGUGAAGCUUCAGAAACAUGUAAAAAAGGAAGAAACUGUAGAUGAAGAAUAUUUCUCGACACCAGUCUCUGUGGGACACAUCACACCUGUGGACCUACAGAAUCAUGUGAAAAAGGAAGAACCUGAAGAUAAAGACUAUCUCUUUGCUGGGACAUCAAACUCUGUGGAAGAUGUAGACCAGAAUAAUAGAGGAUUUGAAAGGAAGCAUAUAAAAGAGGAAGAAUCUGAAGAUGAAGACAACCUCCAUACAAGGACAGACUGGGACAUGGAUGAUGCCCAGGUACAAGUCUUCUCCUGCUCGUGGUGUUCACUUUCCUAUCCAUCUCAAAUUAACCUCCACAAACACAUCAGAAGAUACCACUACGAGGAAUAUGAGAGACUGCUACAAUCAGGAGAGUUAAAAGACAUGAACAUUAUCACCACGAUAAGCUCCAGUAUUCAAGAAAUAGCUUACUCUAAGAAGCAAAUGCAGAAAGUCUAUCCCUGCUCACAGUGUGGGAAGAGUUUUACUGACCAGCGUCAUCUCACACAACACCAACGCAUUCACACAGGAGAAAAACCAUAUCACUGCUCACAGUGUGGGAAGAGCUUUAAUCAACGAAGUCAUCUUCAAGCACACUUGCAUAUUCACACAGGAGAAAAACCAUUUAACUGCUCAGAAUGUGGGAAGAGCUUUAUUCAACAGAGUAAUCUACAAAGACACCAACUCAUUCACACUGGAGCAAAGCCAUAUUCCUGCGCAGAGUGUGGGAAGAGCUUUAUUCGACGGAGUGAACUACAAAUACACCACCGCAUUCACACAGGAGAAAAGCCGUAUCAUUGCUCAGAGUGUGGGAAGAGCUUUAUUCGACAGAGUGUACUACAGAUACACCAACGCAUUCACACAGGAGAAAAGCCGUAUCAUUGCUCAGAGUGUGGGAAGAGCUUUAUUCAGCAGAGUAAUCUACAAGAACACCAGCGCAUUCACACAGGAGAAAAGCCGUAUUCCUGCUCAGAAUGUGGGAAGAGCUUUAUUCAAAGGAGUAAUUUACAAAUACACCAGCGCAUUCACACAGGAGAAAAGCCGUAUCACUGCUCAGAGUGUGGGAAGAGCUUUAUUCGACCAAGUGAACUACAAAUACACCAGCGCAUUCACACUGGAGAAAAACCGUAUCACUGCUCUGAGUGUGGGAAGAGCUUUAGUCGACAGAGUAAUUUACAAACACACCAGCGCAUUCACACAAGAGAAAAGCUGUAAGAGUGCUCAAAGUAUGGGAAGAGUUUUAAUCAAAAGAGUAAUUGCAUACUUCAACAGAUUUUUGUGGCGGUCUCGAUAGCCCUGUCUGUCGCGUCGUACAGGUCACACGCCGUGGAGGAAUGUGGACACGUGGAGCACUUCAGCAGGCGACAGGUUUUCAGCGGGCUGCACAUAGGGGUCGGGCAGGGGGCACUUAUCCUGCCAGAACAAGCGAUUUUUGGGGGAGCGACUCCAGCUAGCAGGUACAGCUGGUUGAGUGGGGUCGGCUUGAGGCAUCCGGUUACGCUGAGGCAGGUGCCAUUCAGCGUGGAGAUCACCUGCGUGGUGUCUAUGGAGCGGUGCCAGAGGCGAACUUGCCAGCAGAGAAGCACAGUGCCAGGCCAGUGGUUCACACAGUGGAUACGACCGUGCUCUUCUAGAAAACCUCCACACACUCCUGGUCCCACUGACUCACAGGCAGAAAAAUAUACCUCUUCAGAUGGAGGGACAUCAGGCUGUGUAGAACACAUCACCUGUGUGAACCUUCAGAAACAUAUAAAAAAGGAAGAAACUGUAGAUGAAGAAAACUUCUUGACACCAGUCUCUGUGGGACACAUCAUACCCGUGGACCUUCAGAAUCAUGUGAAAAAGGAGGAACCUGAAGAUAAAGACCAUUUCUAUGGUGGGACAUCAAACUCUGUGGAAACUGUAGAUCAAAAUAAUGGAGGAUUUGAAAGGAAGCGUGUAAAACAGGAAGAAUCUGAAGAUGACAAUGUCCGUACAAGGACAGACUGGGACAUGGAUGAAGCCCAGGUAGAAGUCUUCUCCUGCUGCUGGUGUUCAUUUUCCUAUAUAUCUCAAAUUACCCUCUACAAACACGUCAGAAGAUACCACUAUACGGAAUAUGAGAGACUGCUACAAUCAGGAGAGUUAAAAGACGUAAACCAUAUCACCGCAAUAAGCUCCAGUAUUCAUCAAAUAGCCUCCAUUGCACUCAACAGUAACUCCUCUAAUAAACAAAUGCAGAAAGAAGUCUAUCCCUGCUCACAGUGUGGGAAGAGUUUCACUCACCGGCGUAACCUCAGACAACACCAGCGCAUUCACGCAGGAGAAAAGCCCCAUCACUGCUCACGGUGUGGGAAGAGCUUUAAUCGACAGAGUAAUUUACAAACACACCAGCGCAUUCACACAGGAGAAAAACCCUAUCACUGCUCAAAGUGUGGGAAGAGCUUUAUUCACAAGUGUCAUCUACAAAGACACCAGCACAUUCACACAAAAGAAAAGCCCUAUCACUGCUCAGAGUGUGGGAAGAGCUUUAUUCAACAGAGUAAUCUACAAGAACACCAGCGCAUUCACACAGGUGAAAAACCGUAUCACUGCUCAGAGUGUGGGAAGAGUUUUAUUCGACAGAGUGACCUACUAAUACACCAACGCAUUCACACAGGAGAAAAGCCUUAUCAUUGCUCAGAGUGUGGGAAGAGCUUUAUUCGACAGGGUGAUCUACAAAAACACAAGCGCAUUCACACAGGAGAAAAACCAUAUUGUUGCUCAGAGUGUGGGAAGAGUUUUAUUCAACAGAGUGAUCUGCAAAAACACAAGCGCAUUCACACAGGAGAAAAGCCAUAUCACUGCUCAGGAUGUGGGAAGAGCUUUAAUCGACAGAGUCAUCUACAAACACACCAGCACAUUCACAAAGGAGAAAAGCCGUAUCACUGCUCAGAGUGUGGGAAGAGCUUUAAUCGACAGAGUCAUCUACAAACACACCAGCGCAUUCACACAGGAGAAAAACCGUAUCACUGCUCAGUGUGUGGGAAGAGUUUUAUUCACCAGAGUAAUCUACAAAGACACCAGCGCAUUCACACAGGAGAAAAGCCGUAUCACUGCUCAGAGUGUGGUAAGAGUUUUAAUCGACAGAGUACCCUACAAACACAUCAACGCAUUCACACAGGAGAAAAACCGUAUCACUGCUCAGUGUGUGGGAAGAGCUUUAUUCGACAGAGUGAAUUACAAAGACACCAGCGCAUUCACACAGGAGAAAAGCUGUAAGAAUGCUCAAAAUGUCAGAAGAGUUUUUAAGAGUAUUUUCAUACAACUACAACAAAUUCUCCUAGCAUAGUUACUGAUUUGAGAUGUACUUUAAUUGCUGUACUUUAAUUGCUUUAACUGUAAUUGCUGUAAUAAAGGCUGGUGCUGGUCAUGGUAUGUGGGAUUCAUUCAA
Ictalurus punctatus (channel catfish) is the source of this 5169-nucleotide messenger RNA. Its product is annotated as zinc finger protein 850. NCBI's taxonomy places the organism in Eukaryota, Metazoa, Chordata, Actinopteri, Siluriformes, Ictaluridae. The record is from RefSeq and is a predicted model, not a curated record.